AUGGCUCCCUCCAUGGGAACCGCGGCUUACUAUCUGUUGUUGCUGGUGGCUCCAAAGCCGAUGUCUGUGUACGUCGAGGCAAAAACACCGCAAAACACAUUCACUUACAAAUCAUCGUUUAUUCAGGAUACAAUAGAAAACGCCAGUGAAACAUGGAUGAAUAGGCCGAAGAUGCGUAAAGGGAUCAAACGCGUCCUAGAUAUAGAAGAGACGCCGUUUAUUUGCACUCCCAAACUAAUACGUACACGAAGUAUAUUCACAAUGGACCGCGCGGAGUCUGAAGCAGAGUCGCCGCCCAAACGCGCGAAGCUGUCGUCACCAGGAGCUGCGCACACGCCGCAGGCCGGCGCCGGAGCGGGGGGCUCGUCCGUGUCGCGCGCGGUGGCGGCGCUGCUGCACGUGCCCGACGUGUGCGUGACGGACGAGCACGCGCACGCGCACGCGCACGUCGACAGGGCGGGCGCGGGCACUCCGCAUAGCAUACUUAAGAUAAGAAGAAACGAGGACCGCGACGCGCCGUCUCCAGUGGACUCAAGAUAUCUGGGCGACAGUGACGACGAGCUGCUAGAAACUGCCAGCAACCACACUCACUACAGCGACUCCACUAAUAAGCAUCUUCGCUUCACAAUCCCAACAGCAUCAGAAUCAGGUUCUACGCCAUCGCCCACACAAGCGAAUGCGCUUGCGCAGCUUCGGCGCGAACCGCUGAGAAGGACGGAGCCAUCCGCCUCGCCCGUCAGGGAACAAGAGAUAGAGAUAUCGAGUGACAGCUACACCACUAGCACGUCGCGAAACAACAAAUCGAAGAAGACAUAUAAAGACAAUGUACGAGCAAGGCAUACUCUGUCGGUAUCAGUAAACAGCAGCCUAACAGAUACAUCGAUGGAGAGCAUCGCGGACAUUCCAAUCACGCUCAUCAAUCCUCGAUACUCCGGCGAGAAGGGACGGCAGAGAUCUAUCGAACGUGACAUUGGUAACAACUCGACGAUGGAUUUGAUUGAACAGCGAGAAAGAGAUAUCGAGGAGUUUACAAGAGAGAAAAGAAAUAGACAGACCGGGCCGGCGACACCGAAGGGACGCAGGAGUAUUAGAUCCGUUGGAGAGAGUACGCCGUUGGUUACUAGAAGUCAAUCCGGAACCCCAGAUCGGCUAGACUCUCCGGUUGUAACACCAUUGCGAACUCGCAGAACGAAUAGGAGCAGGUCCCGCACUCCGGAGUUGAGUCCUCGCUCGUCUGCGCUCGCGUCGAUCCCCGAGCAACCCAGGCAAGAGCUGGAUAGCGAACCGCAUGCUGAGAAGACUACGCUCAGCGUGCCCAGACAGUUGAGGAGCAGAUCCCGAACGCCAGAGAGAUCAGACAAGGGCAUUAUUGAAUCUCCGAAGCUUGCGCCGAUCUGCGAGUCGCCCACUAAAUCCACCAAUACGGAAUCGUCAUCGUCCUCGCCGAGCCGACGUAGUUUAAGGAGCCGUUCUCGGACGCCAGAAGUUGAAGCAGAGCCCGUGGCUGUCGAAGCUAGUCCACGCAGUCUAAGAAGUCGAUUAAAAACUCCAGAGAAAGCAAUGUCACCGAAAAUGCCACAAUCCGCUCGAAGAAAACCACUAUCACGACGAGUAUUAGAAGCUAUUGCAUUCGCUAAAGCGAAACAGGCUGAACAAACGGGUGAAACGGCCGACAUUUCUUGCACACCAGUUAAAACUAAUCAAGCACCAAGCCUCUUGGAUGUUUCCUUAUCUCCUAUAGUCAAUAAAUCUGUCCUACAAAGUUCUGAAGAUAGUAUCCUGUCAGAGACAAUUGGAGACAAUUCGGACAAGACCCAAGGCGGCUUGAAAACAUUGCCAGCAUUUACAACAAUACACGAAACUUUUGUAGAGAAAUCUGUGCUACGAAGCUACCGUAGCAGCGUAGCGGAUCCGUCGCUGACUGAAGAAGAUACUACAGAAACUGCAGACGAGGCUAGCACAAGCAAUAUACAACCAAGGCCUGUUUUGAUCACUAUUAACGAGACUGAAACUCGCAAGUCAGUGCUACGAAGCUACGACAGCAGUGUCGCGGAAUGUUCUAGUAUAGUAGAAGAGCCUAAAGUCGAAGAACCGAAACCGUUUGCAGCGUUCUCGAAAAUGAUUGAGUCUGACUACGAAAAGUCUGUGCUACGUAGCUACCAGAGUGAUGAUAAUGAACCGUCUAGUCUUAUGACUAAUGACAGUGACGAGUCUGAACAAGAGGGUAGUAAGGAUUCUGCAGUCAUACAAAAGGAGAAGGAAAAGAUUGUUGAGAUAGAAAGGGAGAUUAGUGAGAUUGAAGGUGACAUAUCUGAGGAAGAGAGUACUGAAGAAGAGGAUGAGCCACAGGGGGUUAUCGUUGAGGCAGAGACAAGCAGUCAGGAAGACAGUUCUGAGGAGGGAUCCGGCCCCGAACAGGCACAGGAUAUAAUAUCAAUUAACGAUACUUCAUCAUCGGAUUCGUCGCUUAAAUUCGACAAGAAUUCAUCCGACACACCCGUGUACCAAGUCGACGUGGAGUUACAUGAGAAGACUAGCAAAGCUUUUGAAACUUCGUUCUCGGUCGGUACGACAUUUGGCGUGAAACUUGAGAAGGAAUUGCACGCUGAUGUUUACGUGGAAAAAGAAGACGCCAUGCCAGGAAGGGCCCAAGCCUCAGGGACUAGAACAACCCAUCCCGCUCGGGUCCCUCAUACAGGAACGCAAUCGUUAGAGAUAGUAGCCGCGGGAAGCCAAACAGACUCGAACACUAGUGAUCCAUUAAACGCGAGGGCGUCCGAUUCCGAAAACUCGUCGGAUUCGGAACCUCAGGGAAUAAAUCUACAUUACUCGGAGGAGAAUGUCGAAGGGAAUAUGACGAGUGAUGAGGAUGAAGUAGAUAUGCGAGAAUCAGGAGCGUAUGGUAAAUUAAAAAAUGCAAUUAUUCCGCUGGGAUUCAAACCUUUACAUCAGGAUGCAGCGUCAGGUGUAGACGAGCCCGAUGCUCCUUCUAACAGCAAGCAAAUAACUGAAACAGAAAUUCAACCUGAGGGUGUACAAGAAACUAUCAUUCCAGUUCAACAUGAGGAAAUUAAAAUAUCAGCGACAGAAACCAAGGUUGAUGCAAAAUCUAACGAAGUGGAACAAAAAGAUGAAAAUAGAGAAACUGUACUUGAAGUUCCCAAGGAAGUACCGGUUGCGCUCGAUGUUGAAGUAAAAGGAGGGGUGGAAAUCGAAAGCAAAGAUCUCUUAAAAUCCGCUGAUUCUGAAAAGAUUGAUAUUGUAAAAAAUACUGAUAUUGAAAGUAAUAAAAAUGCAAAGAUCGGUGACGCUGACAAAAUAGAAACUCGAAAACAUGCUGAAACUGAAAAUAUAGAAGUCUCAAAAACCGAGCCGAAACCAGACGUUAUAAUAACCGAUGAAAAAAUGUCAGAACCGGAUUCAGAACAAGUCAAACCUGCUGCACGAAUUACGAAACGAACAAAAUCUACAUCAUCAAACAAAUCCGUCGAUGAUCAAACACCUAAACGCAAGCGAACACAAUCUACUGCUUCGAACAAAGACGCAGAAGAAACAACACCAGAAAAUAAAGAAACUCCUAGAAGACGCGCUAAAACCCCAACAAGCGCCGAAAUUAGGAAGAUAGUAACAAGACGCGUAUCAAAGGAAACUGGGGAAAAACUUGAAGAUUACAAAACUUUGGAUGAAACAUUAACUCCGAAAAGACGUAGUACUCGGAUCAGAAAAAAUGUGGAAGACAAUGAAAGUGUGGCGUCUGAGAGCUCGGUUACUUCGAAUAAGAGUAAAAUGAGUGAGGAUACAGGCGAUGCUAAACCGGGAAGGAAGGGCAGAAAAUCUGUGCUGGCCACUAAAACAGAUCUGUCUGUGAUCCCUGAAGUUGUGGCGGAAGAAGCGAGCAAGGAUUCAAGUGAUCUCCCUGGUAUUUCUACUGGAAAAAGGACAACUAGUCAGCAAAAGUCAGCGGUGGAAUCAUGGCAGGGCCCACGCCCGGCGUCUCGCUCCUCGCGUCGCGCCAGCGCCGCGUCCCGCGCCAGUGUGGCCAGUGUCGCCAGUGCAGCCGGUGCCGCCAGUGUGGCCAGUGGCGCCUCGUCAGACGACGACGACGAUGACGUCACGCACACAGCCUUCGACGUUCAGCCCAUAGACAGGAUCUCGUUGCUUAACAAAACUGAUUUUGAAGGCACACCCGAUAUUGAAGAAAUGCACAACAAUAUGUCGCCGGAGUCCAUCGCGUCAGACGCCAGCAAGCAACGUAGAAUGCGCAUGGGCCGGGCGGCGUCUGAAUCAAAAGUCACGCCGAAGGCAGCAAAAAUUGGUAGAAGAAUUUCCGUAGAUGUUGUGGCGUCGCCCGAGGCGAGUGUGUCGGGCGGGCGCGGACGGCGCGCGUCGUUCACGCGUGCAUGCGAAGCGCUGCACACGCCCAAGGGACGCCGCGCCUCCACAGACGCCAGGAAGGGUGAUGAGGAGAGCACUCCGGAGUCGCCGGCGCUAUCCCCCGCGCCUUCUCCUGCGCGCCGCCCGCGCCGCGGCUCCACGCAUUCCAACACCAGCAACACCAGUCUCACUAAGUUGGAUACUAAGAGGUCAAAGAAAAUGCCCCCAUUAGAGGAAGAAGAUAAGGAUAGCGAGAAAAAAUAGUUUAAAAAUUAAGUUAUUAUUUUAUUUUUAAUGUUAUGGGUUGUAUUUUUUUCUAAUAUAAAAUGUGUACCAA
This is a messenger RNA of Manduca sexta (tobacco hornworm), 4711 nucleotides long. Its product is annotated as serine/arginine repetitive matrix protein 2-like. The record is from RefSeq and is a predicted model, not a curated record. NCBI's taxonomy places the organism in Eukaryota, Metazoa, Arthropoda, Insecta, Lepidoptera, Sphingidae.